UUUCCUCCCACCCUUUCCCCCAUAUUAAGACCCUCUCCUCACACACUGAAAUCUCAGGGAAGCAUAACAAAGCUUCUCUUUUUUCGAAAAAUAUAGGGUUUUCGUUUCUUAAAGACUUUGUCUUUCUCCAUCUGCUCUUAGCUUUAUAGUGCUGUUGAAGGUGGUGCUUUUUUUAUGUUGAUGCUGAAACUGAGAUGGUUGGAAAGGAGAACCUGAGAACUGAGGACUUGAACUUGUGCUUUGAGAAGCUCAUGAUGGUUGCUGGUGGUGGUGGUGGUGGUUGUGGUGGUGAGAAAGGAGGGAAGAUGAAAGCCGGGGUGAUCACUGAGUGGAAGGAUAUUCCUGUGGAGCUUUUGAUGCAGAUUUUGUCCCUUGUGGAUGAUCAAACUGUGAUCACAGCUUCUGGUGUUUGUCGUGGAUGGAGAGAUGCUAUUUACUUUGGCCUUGCUCGUUUGUCACUCUCAUGGUGUAGCAAGAACAUGAAUAACUUGGCCCUUUCUCUUGUUCCGAAAUUCACAAAACUUCAAACUCUAAUCCUUCGUCAAGACAAGCCUCAACUAGAGGAUAACACAGUUGAAAGGAUUGCAAAUUAUUGUCAUGACCUGCAGAUUCUGGACCUGAGUAAAAGCUUCAAACUCACCGAUCGGUCGCUGUAUGCCGUAGCCCACGGUUGUCCUGAUCUCACUAAACUCAACAUCAGUGGCUGCUCUGCUUUUAGUGACAAUGCUCUGGCGUACCUUGCCGGUUUCUGCAGGAAGCUGAAAGUCCUAAACCUCUGCGGAUGCGUUAGAGCAGCAACCGAUACUGCGUUACAGGCUAUUGGACACUACUGUAAUCAGUUACAGUCUUUGAACCUUGGAUGGUGUGAGAAUGUUGGUGAUGUUGGAGUGAUGAGUUUAGCAUAUGGCUGUCCUGAUCUAAGAAUAGUGGACCUGUGUGGCUGUGUCCUUAUAACAGAUGAUAGUGUGAUUGCAUUGGCAAGCAGAUGCCCAAGGCUCAGGUCCCUAGGACUAUACUACUGCAAGAACAUAACAGAUAGGGCAAUGUACUCAUUGGCACAGAGCAAAGUGAACAAGAGAAUGUGGGGAUCAGUGAAAGGAGGAGGAGGAGGAAAUGAUGAAGACGGGCUUAGAACUCUCAACAUAAGCCAAUGCACAGCACUGACACCAUCUGCAGUUCAAGCUGUUUGUGACUCAUUCCCUUCACUCCACACAUGCUCAGGUAGACACUCACUCAUCAUGAGUGGUUGCCUCAACUUGACUUCAGUUCAUUGUGCUUGUGCUGUUCAUGCUCACCGUGCUAUCAACAAUUUCCCUCACCCUGCUCAUUGAAACAAAGACUUCACACACUUCCAGGAAGUGCCCCCGUUGUGGGGUUCUGAGAAGUGAAAAAAGAAUGGCCUUGUGGAUAUGUUUGUGUUCGUUCAUCUUUUUAUGCUUAAAGAGACUUUUGAAUCCUUCUUGUUUAUGUAGGACUUUGUGACAUCAUUAUGUACUUAAAACUUUUUCUUUGAACUUUGAUGCCGUUUGGAAAGGACUUGAGAAAACCAUGGGUGGUUCUUGUGGAAAGCAUCAAGAGAUAAUGUUUCAUUUUUA
This is a messenger RNA of Arachis duranensis, 1595 nucleotides long. RefSeq names its product F-box protein SKP2A. The transcript has 5 exons. Bases 195 to 1331 code for a protein of 378 amino acids. Gene Ontology annotation, biological process: SCF-dependent proteasomal ubiquitin-dependent protein catabolic process. Lineage: Eukaryota; Viridiplantae; Streptophyta; Magnoliopsida; Fabales; Fabaceae. Gene Ontology annotation, cellular component: SCF ubiquitin ligase complex. Gene Ontology annotation, molecular function: protein binding. The record is from RefSeq and is a predicted model, not a curated record.